GCAGCAAGCAGGCUCCAAGGCUCCAGCACAUGCCUAUGUUGCUUAGGAAAAAGGAGGUGGCUGACAGGGAGGGGUGGAGAAACAUGUUGCAGUGGUGAAGCUGAAUCUCGCCAGCGGCACUGGCCAUCAUUCCUUCGACCAGUCGACUUCCCCUUCAAACACAUUUGUCGUGAUUCGUAGGAAGAGGGGAAGGUGCUGCGCAAGGAGUUGGGUCCGCAUGGUGAAGAGCCACGUUCCCCAUGCUUCAAAACCGAGUAUUCUGAAAGUUGAUUCAAUUUUGGGGUAGUGCAUUCUGCUGGCCUCCUACCAUGGAGGUUACAUUUGAGGGCGAAGGUGGUUCUCCAACAAAUGAGAUCACGCCAGAUCCUCUGAGCGAAGACUUUCUAUCAUGGGUUAAGUUAACGACCGCCAGGCCUGGAACGUGGCCCAGUUCGCAGGGAAGCAUGCUAGAUGAUCAACAUAAAUUGGAACCAGAAUCAAAGUUGCUCAGCAGCUAUGCUGAUCACGAGCAGCGUGCACUGCGUCUGGAAGCUAAUCAAAGAAGGAAGCUACUGCAGAGCUAUGACCGAGCUCUAGGAUCAGCACGAGACAACGAGGAGCUGGCCAAGAAACAGGUGCUUCAAGCAGAGGACUUUCUCUCUUCCUUGGAAGAUCAGUAUGAGAACAUACUGGAGCAGCUGCAGGAAGCAUCGCAGAGCCAUGGCUCUCCGACCGAAAAGAUGCUUAUCCUGCGAGAGCGGCUGGGUGAGUGCAUGCGUGCCAUAGAGGAGCAGCAGUUGGCACUGGACAGGGCCAAAAGAGAGGAGGAUGUCGCUCUAGCAUCACGCCUGCAGCUUGAAGUCCAAACCAGGGGCAUGGAGGAAACCAAAACUCUGGAAGCAGGCAAUCUCGGAGAGGCGGGGUCCUUGCAGCGGCUGGCGACCCUUCGGAAAGACAAAGAGUCUGUCCCAGCAGAGCAGUACCGAAAAGGGAGCCACAAGCUGAAGCUCCUCGCUAGUGAAGAGCGACAGAAGCAGGCGGACCUAGAUGAGACAGUUCUACAGCAGGCAGGGGAGGGACGACGAGUCGCAGUGGAGCGGUUGAAGAUCCAGCUUGGCGCGAUACGGCUGAAUGAGUCCGCGCGGAGCUCCACCCGGAUCACGGAGCGGAGCCGGAAGGCGGCCGCGCUGCUGCAGCUGAAGCGCGACACGGAGGCGAUCAAGACGGAGAUUGAGUCGAAGAACGCGUCACGGCAGCGCCGGUUAAAGCUCCGGGAGGAAGCACGAACUAAAGAAACGGAGGCGCUGCUGAAGGCUGGGAAAAACCCCUAUGAGGUCUUUCGGCGGCGCGAGCAAGAAGAGGCGCGCACGCGCGAGCAGGCGCGCGUAGAUGAGCGGCGGCGGCAGCAGGAGGCGGACUUCGCGGUCGAGAUGGAGAAGGAAGCGGUGCAACUGGAAAAGGUCACGGCCAGAAUGACGGCCUUCGAGGCGCGGCAAGUGCCCGUCAAGAUGGACGACCCGGACAGGUGGCGCAAUUACCUGGAGGCACGUGCCCUCCCGGGGCUGGAGCUGUCCGAGAUCACCAAGCCCGGCGGGUUCCUGCCGUCCAAGAUUGCGGACCCCUCUAAGAUUCUCAACAAGUACCAGCUGGGUCUCGGCAUCGCUUCCAAGUCCACCGUUGACGCCUUACAAAAGGUCUACCACGAAACCCCGAGCGAGCUCCUCAUCCCCCGGUCUCCCAACAAGCCCGCCCCACAGCCGUCCGAUGCCCAAUCGGACGGCCAAAACGCAAGCCUCUUGUCUGGGGGCGGUUCCGACGAACCCGACGGGGGUGGCAACGACGAGAACGUCAGCCCGGGCGCGCGGCCGCGCGCGCUGAGCACGUGGGAGGCGCGGCGGCUCGCGGAGGCGCGCGCGCGCCACAAGGAGACGGGCAUGACCCGGAAGCAGGUCGUCUGGGGGAGAGAGUUCAAGGGCGCUGCGUUUCUACCGACGCCUGCCGACAUCGUGUUUAAGGAUUUCGAAGUCGGGCAUACGUAUAAGACGAAGUUCACGCUCACGAACGUCUCGUACACUUUCAACACGUUCAAAAUUGCGGACCUGCCGGACGCGGUGCGCGACUUUUUCGUGGUGGAGUACGAGUUCCCGGGGCAGGUGUCCGCCGGAAUGAGCUGCGAGGUGACCAUCACAUUCACCCCUAAAGUGAACGAAGACAUCUUCGAGGAGCUCCCGGUUCUCGCGGCAACCGGGCCCAUGUCGGUGCCCAUUCGGUGCCUGAUCAAGCGCACGGUGAUUGUCACCGACCCACCCACCAACCGGCUGGACUUUGGCAUCGUCACCCGGGCGGAAAAGUGCGUCAAGACGCUGACGAUCGAGAACCGAGGGUCGCUACCGACUGCGUUUGAGCUGAGGGAGUUGGGGCCGGAAGGAGCGCCCGGUGACUCGGUACUGAGCUAUACGAAAACGGGCGCGGUGGGGGGAUACAGCAAGGCCCGGAUUGACUUCACGUACGCCCCCCUGGAAGAAGGCCCUUUUCGCCGGACGCUUUCCGUGACGUUCUCGGCCAAAGAAGUGGGCGAUCUGACGCUUGACGUCACUGGAGCGUGCGGUGACGUCCCCAUCUACCUGGAGAGCGAGGAAGCUGACUUCAAAUGCUGCGUAUACGAGCAGGUGUACCGAAACGUCCUGGUCGUUGCUAACCGCGGCAAAACCACGAUGAAGGUUACGCUGACCCCGCCCAAGGGGCUCGCGGGCUGCCUCCAAAUCGUGCCGGAAUUGGGUUACGUCCAAGCCGGGGGCACUUUCUCCUUCCAGCUCAAGUUCUUGCCCGCUCUAGAUCUCCUCGAGCGCUGCGCCCCCCACUCCAAUUCCGCCACCGGAACCCUCGCGGUUCCGCUCCGGUUACGGAUACCGGAACAGACCUUCCCGGUCACAGCGGUGGUCAAGGCGACGCUGACGUCAGCGGAGCUUCGCUUCUCCCCGCCCGCGCUUGACUUCGGCACGUGCCCCGUUGGGGAGUCCGUCGCCUGCCCCCUAACCCUGAGUAACCCGUCCGCCUUACCCCUCCGUUACGGCUUUAACCCACUUCCGAAAGGGGUGUCCGUCAAACCCGGCGACGGGUUUGGAAGCCUCCUUCCGGGGGAGUCCGUUCAGCGGUCGGUGAUUUUCACCCCUCACGCCGCGACCCUCUAUAGCUUCCCGCUCCCCUGCACGAGCUCCCUGGCACCCGCGCAACCCUUUAAGGUUCCCUGCGUUGGGCUGGGCGCGCUCGCGCCCCUGGUGUUCAGCGCGAACCGCGUAGAGCUUCCCGCGACGCCCUUGGGAAGCGCCUCGACCGCGACUCUGCUCCUGAAGAACGUUUCGAGCGCACCGCAGAGCUUCGAGUUCGCGCUUCCGGAUCGACGCGAUCUAAUCAUCAGUCCUUCGAUUGACGUCAUCCAACCGGGGAAAGCGGCGACGAUUCUGGUCGAGUUCCGGCCUUCGGAGGAUGCUGACGUGAGCGAAGGGAGUGAAGGUGACGUUGCUGACGUGCCAUCUGACGUUAGCAGGCCAGCCAGUGGCCAGGGUCGACCGGAGGUAGGAGCACAGCCCGGAACGGAACCGGAAACGAGUUCUAGGAGCGAAGUGCCUACGAACGGGGAAGUCAGACGUAACGCCGCCCUGUGCUUACGUCAGCAGACCGUCAUCCCGUGUCUCAUUCGGAAGCAAAAAGCUCAGGCGCCGUCCGAGGUGAAGAUAACCAGCCUGGUUACGGUGGAACCCACGCCGCAAAUGAACGGUAACGCCGGCUCCACCGCAGCGGUCAGCGUUACGCUCCACCUGGAAGUCCAUACGACCGCCAUCGAGCCGCAGCUGGCAAUCGAGGACGUCCCGGGGGGCCCCGAUCCGCAGGGAUUCUACCCCCUGAACUUCGGCCAGGUGCCCGUGGGCAAGCGGGUGCUGAAAACGUUCACCGUGCGACACGUGGGCAGCCGUCCGAUGAGCAUAUGCGCGAGCCCGUUGGGCCACGACGGGAUAUUCACACGGGUGAAUGCGCUCAGGGAGCUGUUCCCCCUUGAAGAGGAUCCGGCCGCUACUUGUCGCAGUAGCGAAGCUUCUGGGGGGGCCGGUUUCGCCGGCAGGUCAACCCCCCCAGCAGGAGAGGAGCACGGGACGGACGAGACACGUGGCGCUUCCAGGGCUUCAGGAGAAGCUUCGAAAAACGUUGGAGAGUCAGCGGAUUUGGUAUCGGGGAGGGAGAUAGUAAGUGCUCAGUCAAACCCAGCAGAUCGAAGUGCCAGCCGUUCUUCGUCUGCCGCGGGGGGCCCUACUCCCAGCGGAAAAAGCACCCCCGGUCCAACCGCCGAAAGCGUCCCCAGCACGUCCGUCGGCGCCGGCAAAUCCCUCGCGGCCGCUGAACCCCUAAACCCCGCGAAGCGCCCGCCGACGCAGCAGAAAGUGUUGGUCGAGUUCGCGCCGGCAGCCCGGAUACGCUAUCGGGAGGUGAUGACCCUUUUCACCAAGGGGGGGCUGGGAGCGACUAAGCUUCAGGUGUUGUUGCUGGGGGAGGGGAUUAGCCCUACGAUGCACCUGGACCCUCAGAUUACAGCCGUCAAUCUGGGACACGUGUUGGCGGGAGAGAGCGUGGAGAAGGGGUUCGCGAUCGUGAACACGUCGCCCUUCGCGCUGACAUUCCGGCUGCGGCUGGACGGAACCGUACAGCGGAACCGGAACGGCAUGGAGCCCAUCUUCUGCAAGCCCGCGGAGGGCACAAUCGAGGCCGGUCAGCGUGCCCCGGUCGCCAUUGCCUUCAACUCGGACCGCCCGGGGUGCCAAUACCGGGCGAAGCUUCUUGUCGAGGUCCCUAAUCAAGACAAAGAAGUGACGAUCGAUCUUACCGGCUACUGCUGGGACCAGGCGCUCUUCCUGACCGGAGCCGACCCCCCGGAUGAUCCCCCGACCCACGAUACAGAACCGGGGGGUGUGCCGAAGGCGGUAACGGUGACCCUAGUCACGGACGGGGCCAAAGGCCUCUCCUCGCGUUCGAUAACGGUGGGUUGCGCCGAAAGUGGCAAGGCCGGUGGGAAAAGCGCGACCGGGGAGUUUGUGAUUGAGGGACUGGAUAAGGGCUCCGCGAAUGCGGCGCAGGGGUGGUCGGUUGACGUCAGCAAGGGGAGCUUGGCGCCCGGGGAGAGAAAAACGGUGACGUUCAGUUACUCGGCGCCCCAAAAAGGGGGCCACGGAGGGGGAGCAUUGAUAGAGCUCGGCGAAUUGGUCGAGACGAAGGUGGUUUUGCAGUGGAAGGGAGGGGCUCCUCCGCCCAAGGAAUCGCAGGUGCAAUUGACUUUAAGGUGCCUCCCGAACAUCUAAGGCGAACUGGGAAGCGAGGAAUAUGUUAAAUCUGAUAACCAAGAUGCGUAUCUACGUAUC
Messenger RNA from Klebsormidium nitens, 5387 nucleotides. The record is from the annotation of a GenBank genome assembly. NCBI's taxonomy places the organism in Eukaryota, Viridiplantae, Streptophyta, Klebsormidiophyceae, Klebsormidiales, Klebsormidiaceae.